UCCUCCUCCUCCUCUCCUCAUUCUCUGCCGGAGGGAAGAGUCCCGCAGUCUCUCAGACUGAGAAGCAGCAGCAGCAGCAUCCUCAGCAGAAGGGGAGAAGGCAGGAGAGGAGGCAGAGGAAGAGGAGGAGGAGGAGGAGGAGGGUGCCCACCUGCCUGCCUACCUGGGACCCCCCCAGCCUGCCCGCCGUGCCCUCCCCGGAUGUGAGGUUCCCAGGGAAAGCGAGCGCGAGAGGGACCGGCGUUGGGGCGGAUGGCGAUGGCCCUCCCGCGGGCCCUGGGCCUGGCGCUGGCCCUCUGCCACUCGCUGGGGAUGGAGAUGCCCCCCUCCUCCAGGGACCCCCCGGCACCCCCCUGGGACAACCACCUGCCCUUCGCCCCUCCCGCAAGCAGCAGCAGCAGCAGCAAUGCCUUCUUCACGGAGACCCCGCACGACAUGACGGCCCGGGCCGGGGAGGACGUGGAGAUGGCCUGCUCCUUCCGCGGGAGCGGAUCCCCCUCCUACUCCUUGGAGAUCCAGUGGUGGUAUGUCCGCACCCACCGGGACUGGACAGACAAGCAGAGCUGGGCCUCCAACCAGCUAAAAGCAUCUCCACAGGAAGAGCCCGGGAAGGAAGCGACAAAAAUAAGCGUGGUGAAAGUGGUGGGCAGCAACAUCUCCCACAAGCUGCGCCUCUCCCGGGUGAAGCCCACGGACGAAGGGACCUAUGAGUGCCGUGUCAUCGACUUCAGUGACAGCCUGGCCCGCCACCACAAGGUCAAGGCCUACCUGCGGGUGGAAGCCGACGACGACAACAAUGCUGCCCCGCGACGCCACAACGGCCUCGGUCCUUUGCCUGGCGGGCACCUCCAAGACACCCAGCCACUCUCAGGGCUCCCGCAAACUGACCACGGCAAACUGACCGCCUCCCACCCGCACCACCAACACCACCACAAGCCGGGCAAGGAACUCAAGAAGCGCUCCGUGGCGGACGAUGCCUCCUGCACCCUCUAAGCGGGUCGACGCUGGGAGCGGGGCCACAACAGGAUGGCUGGCUGGCUGGAGGUCCUUCCUCCUCCAUCCCUCCUCCUCCUCUUCCUCAUCCCACUCUCAGAGGCACCCCAUGACCUUUCGUUGGGUGACAUUGGUUGGCCAAGGUCAACGGCUGGUCUUGUAGAAUUGACACCGUGAAACCAGAGAUGCUGCCUUCUUACCCAGUUACCCUGUCUCUCCUGUCAUUUUUUUGGGGGUGGCAUCAAGGUGGCCAGAUCCUGCAGAAUUGAUGCCUUGAAAGCAGAGGUGCCAUCUUCUACCCAGUUAUACCAACUCUCCUAUCCUUUGUUGGGGUGACAUUGAUGUGGCCAGGUCAACGAUGACAUCCCAAAACCAGAGAGGCCACCUUCCACCCCAUUAUACCAUCUCUUCUUUUUUGGGAUGACAUCAAGGUGGCCAGGUUAACGUUGGGUCCUGCAGAAUUGAUGCCAUGAAAACAGAGAUUCCACCUUCUACCCCAUUGGCGUGUCUCUCCUGUCCUUUUCUUGAGUGGCAUUGGGGCGGCCAGGUCAAUGUUGGGUCCUGCAGAGUUGACACCGUGAAGCCAGAGGUGCCACCUUCUGUCCCAUUAUCCUGGCUCUCCUGUCCUUCGUUUGGGUGGCAAGGUCAAUUAUGGGUCCUGCAGAACUGAUGUUAUGAAAGCAGAGAUGCCACCUCUUAUCCCAUUACUCCAUCUUUCCUGUCCUUCUUUUGGGUGGCUAGGUCAACAUUGUGUCCUGCAGAAUUGACCAGAGAUGCCACUCAUUCCACAUCCGCAUGACAACCCUUCCGCCACCACAAUUCCCUGUCAACUAGAUAUACCUAUUUUAAACAUUCUCCAUCCUCUGAAGAAGUCCGUCUUGCACAAACUGGAGCCACUGAAAUAGAUGUUGGGAUUUUGGAGUUCCACCAAACAGUUGGUGACCUUCUCGUUGGCACCGACCCCAAUGCUUGGAUGGCAGAUGCUGUGAUUGGCAUCCCAUUUGACUCCUGGACCACUUGGAGAUGCUCUUGACCUCCUAAAAUGGAGGUGGCCAAUUUUGAGGUUGGGUUACGCUCUUCCGUUGGCGUGUUCUCUUGCUUGUUAAUGUCCAAAUGAGUGGGAGAAGGGUUGGUCCUGAGGAAUGCAGCAGAAGAGCCAUUUUGGCCCCUUUGGGUGGCCUGAAAGCAGGGUUGGUUGGCUCUGAAGGACCAAAGAUGGACUUGAAGUCUUGGACGCCUUGCUGGGCCUUCCUUCGAAGAAGGACACCUCGAAUCCCUUUACCGUUUGCAUUGCUAGCUUCCUCCUGCCAUUUGUGAGCCCUGCGGGUUUCCUUUCUUUCUUCACCUUGCUUUGUACAAUACUUCGGGGAAAGGGGAGGGGGAUUUGUGUGCCAUUUUGAACCCUUACUUUGAACGCACUUGCUCUCCACUUAUAUUACAAUGAACAUGGAUGACUGUAUAACUGUAAAUAUAAAUGACCGGUCUGCUCAGUAUUGCCCCUAUAAUGUAUGCACAGUGGGAGAAGGGGGUGUCCAAAAAGGUGCAUUAAAGCACCUCCGCUCUGAGGCCACAAAGUACAGAAUGACCCAGAGAUCAAUUCCUGACCUUUGCUGAAAGUUACCAUAGAAUUGCCUUGGAAGAGCGAGGUACCAUAGAAGUCUGAAUUUGCUAGGCCUUCCAGGGCAACCCUAUGGAACCCAUCAGGAGGAUCUAGAAAAUUCACAGAGAGGUAGAAUGAAUGCAGUGUGUUGUUGUAGGUUUUUUCGGGCUGUAUGGCCAUGUUCUAGAGGCAUUCUCUCCUGACGUUUCGCCUGCAUCUGUGGCAAGCAUCCUCAGAGGUUGUGAGGUCUAUGGCAAGCAACCUCUGAGGAUGCUUGCCAUAGAUUACUUACUUACUUACUUGGGCGAUCCCUCAUUGGACGAGUAAGAUGGUCUUCCAUUAUGGGUUUCCUUGUGGGUCUGUAUGUGGCUGUGGAGCCCUAUUCUUGCUCUGCAUCUUCUUCCGCAGUGAGGGCAUUGGUUUCCAGGUGGAAGGCGGUCCCGGUUGGGGUUGGCUUGAUGCGCCUUCCUCCUGGCACGUUUCUCUUUCACCCUCCACUCGUGCCUCCUCAAAUUCUGCAGCACUGCUGGUCACAGCUGACCUCCAGCUGGAGCGCUCAAGGGCCAGGGCUUCCCAGUUCUCAGUGUCUAUGCCAGAGUUUUUAAGGUUGGCUUUGAGCCCAUCUUUUAAUCUCUUUUCCUGUCCACCAAUGUUCUGUUUUCCGUUCUUAAGUUCAGAGUAGAGCAACUGCUUUGGGAGACGGUGGUCAGGCAUCCGGACAACGUGGCCGGCCCAGCGGAGUUGAUGUUGGAGGACCAUCGCUUCAGCUGGUGGUCUUUGCUUCUUCCAGCACACUGACGUUUGCCCGCUUGUCUUCCCAUAGAUGCAGGCGAAACGUCAGGAGAGAAUGUCUCUAGAACAUGGCCAUACAGCGUGAAAAAACCUACAACAACCCAGUGAUUCCGGCCAUGAAAGCCUUCAACAAUACACAGAAUGAAUGCAGUUUGACUCCACUUUCAUUGCCAUGGCUCUAAGCUAUGAGAAUUAUAGUUUGGUGAGCACUUGUUAGCACAGAAGGCUAAAAGCCUUGUAGAACUGCAACUCCCAGGGUGCCAUAGCAUUGUGCCAUGGCAGUUAAAGUGGGGUCAAACUGUAGUCUAAAUGUUUCCCCUUCCCUUGAAUACCUUCCAAAAAAAGAAGGCUAGGAAGCAUUGAAUUGGGGUUGGAUUGGAUAACCACUGGGGGACCCCAAGCAUUCCAGGUUUUUCCUAUUGUUAA
Anolis sagrei ordinatus is the source of this 3811-nucleotide messenger RNA. It is a transcript of the gene VSTM2L, whose product is annotated as V-set and transmembrane domain containing 2 like. NCBI's taxonomy places the organism in Eukaryota, Metazoa, Chordata, Lepidosauria, Squamata, Anolidae. The record is from RefSeq and is a predicted model, not a curated record. Gene Ontology annotation, cellular component: membrane.